ACGGCCCUGAACCCGACGGUGUUCGCCCAACACGACGACCAGGAGAGGAGGAAAUCGUCAAAGCGCGACGACCACCGGCCAUUUGUUUGUCUUUUUUAAGCCUCACUUGCUCCUACUUCGCCGCGGCUUCUAAUGGCGCACAACUCUCGUUCAAAUCCCUAUCCACUGCCACCGCAAUCGACAACCACCCUACCGACGAAGAAGAUAACCCCACACGCCUCUCCUCCCUUCUUCCAACUCCAGACUUAAUUACUGCUCCGACCAUGUCCCCGAGCAAGCUCCGCAAGGCGAUCGGCGCCGUCAAGGACAAGACAAGCAUCGGCCUCGCCAAGGUCAGCAACAGCACCUCUCUGUCGGACUUGGACGUGGCCAUCGUCAAGGCCACUCGCCACGACGAGUUCCCGGCCGACGAGAAGCACAUUCGAGAGAUCUUCAGCCUCACGUGCUACUCCCGUGCCCACGUCGGUGCCUGCGUCGCCACCCUCUCCCGCCGCCUCGGCAAGACCCGCAGCUGGACGGUGGCCCUCAAGACCCUCUUCCUCAUCCACCGCCUCCUCUUGGAGGGCGACUCCGCCUACGAGAAGGAGAUCUUCCUCACCACCCGCCGCGGCACCCGCAUGCUCAACCUCUCCGAUUUCCGCGACACCUCCCGCUCCGACGCCUUCGACUUCUCCGCAUUCGUCCGCACCUACGCCCUCUACCUCGACGAGCGCCUUGACUACCGCAUGCACGGCCGCCGCAAGCGACGCCCCAGCUCUACCAACCUCGACCACGACCAGGACGACGACGCCGACCCCUCGGCCACCGUCGCAACUGGAGCCGUCACUGCCGCGGCCACUGCCUCCGCCUCCAGAGUCGCCACUCCGGUCAGAGACAUGCCCGCCGAUCGAAUCUUCGCUCGCACGCGGCACCUGCAGCGGAUGCUAGAGCGCUUCCUCGCAUGCCGCCCCACAGGCGCCGCCAAGCACAACCGCAUCGUCGCCGUGGCGCUUUAUCCGCUGGUGAAGGAGAGCUUCAAGAUAUAUUACGAUCUCGUCGAGUUGAUGAACAUCUUCGUCGAUCGGUUUAUGGAUCUUGAGGUCCCCGAGUGCGUCAGCGUGCACGAGAUCUUCCACCGCCUCUCCAAGCAGUUCGACGAGCUGGACCUGUUCUACGGCUGGGCUCGGGCUGCCGGCGUCUGUCGGUCAUCUGAAUAUCCCGAGAUCGAGCGGAUCACGUCUAAGAAGCUCGAGGUUAUGGAAGAGUUCAUCCGCGACAAGUCCGUCCUCGCCAUCGCUAACCGCCAGCGCCAGGAGGCGGCGGCUGCGAUCACCGUGGCCGCCACCAAACCACCCGAGGAAGAGCCCGAGCCGGAGUACGAGAAGAAUGCACUGAAGGCGUUGCCGGCGCCGGAGCCCGAAGAGGUUGAAGAGGCGCAGCAAGAGCGUGCCGUGGCAGUGAUCGAGGAUAACUCUUCGUCGCCAGAGAAGACGACGAAGGAAGCAGAGGAGGAAGACGUGGACUUUUUAAACUUGAAGGGAGACGCGAUGACAGGGGAGGAGCACGGCGACCAGCUUGCUCUCGCUUUGUUCGACGGCCCAUUGGCGGACUCUGCGGCGCCCAAAUGGGAGGCGUUCGAGGCCGAGGAUUCCUCAGAUUGGGAGACGGCGCUGGUGGCGGCGGCGACCAACCUGUCGGACAAGAGGGCGGUGCUCGGCGGCGGCUUCGACAUGCUACUGCUGGACGGGUUGUACGCGCAGGCGCAGGCCACGGCGGCGACGGAGAGGCAGGGUCAAACCGGGAGCUCGAGCAGCGUGGUGAUCCCUCCGCCGCAGCCGAUGCUGGCAUUGCCAGCGCCUCCGGGCGCAGCCGGCGCGGCGGCCUCUGGCAGCGACCCGUUCGCGGCGUCGACGGUGGUGCCGCCGCCGUCGUACGUGCAGAUGUCGGACAUGGAAAGGAAACAACAUCUGAUGACGGAUGAACAGUGGAUGUGGGAGCAGUACGCGAAGGAGGGCAGGCAAGGGCAGGCGGCGCUCGACAAGUUGCAGCAGCAGCAGCAGCAGCUCGGUCAUGCCGCCUACGCUCGCAUGCAUUGAAUAUGUCCAGUUCCUUCUUCAUCGAUUGCUCCAUCUCUUCUCUUAAAUUAAAUUUCUAAUUUUGCUGGACGAUACAAAAUCAAAAUUCAUCUUUUAAUUUUUCAAUGUUAAUCAAAUUUUCAUUUAAUGAUUCUUUUGGGACGCACAAUUUAGAAUGUGUGGAUAUAGGCAUGUAUUUACAUUAUUAUCAUUAUUCCUUGA
Zingiber officinale is the source of this 2276-nucleotide messenger RNA. Its product is annotated as putative clathrin assembly protein At1g03050. The transcript has a single exon. Gene Ontology annotation, molecular function: phosphatidylinositol-4,5-bisphosphate binding; SNARE binding; 1-phosphatidylinositol binding. Gene Ontology annotation, biological process: clathrin coat assembly; vesicle budding from membrane; clathrin-dependent endocytosis. The record is from RefSeq and is a predicted model, not a curated record. Lineage: Eukaryota; Viridiplantae; Streptophyta; Magnoliopsida; Zingiberales; Zingiberaceae. Gene Ontology annotation, cellular component: clathrin-coated pit; clathrin-coated vesicle. The coding region runs from base 264 to 2075 and encodes 603 amino acids.